GCUGUCGUAUACCAUACUGAAUAUUGUAUGGCUUUUUCUUAAAUUCCGAUGUGCACAGUAGACUACCAUCGCUUAACUAUCAUCCCUCCGGUACACGCCUGACAUUUAUUGAAGGGCAAACAAGGGAAAGAGGGCCGAAUGUUGUGAGCUGAGUACCGCACAUGACCGAGCAUCGCCACCCGCCGCCCAGCUGCUGCUCGGUCUCUCGCGGCCAGUGUGUGGGCAAUAUAAAGUAAGAUUGGCUGUACGUAAGAGACAGAACAUAUUGCAAGCCACUUAGGCUGGUCUAUCAGAUAACAUGGGAAGACAAGGUGCUGCUACAGCUACUAGCUUGACUCUUUGCCUUACGUGGCUGUGUUGCCAGUGCCACAGCCUUCCUAUCUGUGAGGGUGUAGAAGAUGAGACACCACUCCACCUGCUCUCCACUAAGACAGGAUACUUCAAUGCCCACAAAGAUGGAAGCCAUUGGGAAAAAUACACUGAGGCAGUGCAUGGCUGCUCAGCAAAGCAGGUAUGGCUGCUGGCAAGGCACGGCACACGUUUUCCCACUGCCAAUGACAUGGGACACUUGGUGAAACUGCUGCCACCUCUUAGCCAGAGGAUCAGGGACAAUCAUCGUCAUGACAGAGGCUGCCUUAAGGAACAUGAUGUGUCUCAGCUGACAGAUUGGUUCCCACCCUUUGAGCUGCGUGACAGAGAGCAGUUGCAGGAAAUGGGGCAUGAGGAGAUGGCUUCCAUUGGCACACACUGGCGUGAAUUUCUUCCUGACCUAUUCAAUGUGGAUUUUGACCCCAGCUUGUUCAAGAUUGAUUUUACUGUUAAGAAUCGGACAGAGCAGAGUGCAUACCAUUUUCUGCGAGGCAUGUUUGGGGAGGACACAGUGGGCAACAUUGAACUACCAAAAGCCUACAGCCCCAACUUUAUUUUGAGGUUCUACAAGGCAUGUCCGAGGUGGCUGCGAGAAGUCUACAAGAACAAUGAAACUACCUACAAAGAGCGUUGGCUGUUUACUGAAACAGAACACUUCAAAAAGAUGGUUCAUGCAGUCAGUGCCAGGCUUGGUUUUAUGCAUCCUCUUUCCACAGAUGAGAUGGUGGCAAUGUAUGAUGAGUGUCGCUAUGAAGCAGCUUGGUGGCCACAACGGAAGAGUGCUUGGUGCUCAGCCUUCUCCCACUAUGACUUUGAAGUGAUGGAAUACCAUCAGGACCUGAAGUACUACUAUGAGGACAGCUUUGGCCACCCCUUAAAUCCCAAGACUGCUUGCCAAACCCUCAAUGACAUACGCAAACUGUUUCAGCUCACAGUUCAAAAGGAUGGAGAAGUCAAACCCAGAGGUGUCUUCUACUUCGCUCAUGACAAGACUGUGUUCAAGGUCAUGGCCAGUCUGGGUCUGUUCCGGCCACCCCAGCACCUGCGGCACGACAAUUUUGAGGACAUGAGGAACAGAGUGUGGAGGACCAGCUUCAUCUCGCCCUUCAGUGCCAACCUGGCAUUUGUUCUCUACAAGUGUGAGUCAGAGUACAAGGUUGCCCUCUUCUUCCAAGGGGAGCCAGUACCUGUGGGUGAGGUCUGCCAGGGAACUGUGUGUGCUUGGGAAGAACUGCAGCACUGGCUUAAGGAGAACCAUCUCUCCUGUGACCUCAAUGCCCUCUGUAUGUUGAAGGAUGAACUCUAAUGACAGAGUAAUAGGAUCUUUUGGGACGAGGCCAUUCUAGUUCGAGAGAUUAGCAACACACUGGAAGUAGUGCCUGAAGCUUUGAGACACUGCCAGAUGAAAUCACCUGAGACACCCACAGCAAUGGAAUAGGUUACAGGUGUCCUGAAGCUUUGAGAUACUGCCAGACGAAAUCACCUGAGAUACCCAGAGCAAUGGAAUAGGUUACAGAAGUGUCCACUUCACAGUACUAAUAUAUUAGUGAGAAUACAGUACUAAUGUAUGUAGUGAGAUAACUACAGUACUAAUGCAUGUAGUGAGAUAACUACAGUACUAAUGUAUGUAGUGAGAUAACUACAGUACUAAUGCAUGUAGUGAGAUAACUACAGUACUAAUGUAUGUAGUGAGAUAACUACAGUACUAAUGUAUGUAGUGAGAUAACUACAGUACUAAUGUAUGUAGUGAGAUAACUACAGUACUAAUGUAUGUAGUGAGAUAACUACAGUACUAAUGUAUGUAGUGAGAUAACUACAGUACUAAUGUAUGUAUUAAGACUUCUGCUUGUUACAAAUAAGUUGCAGAAGUGUCCCAUUUUGUAUCUUACUGCAGGAUUGAUGUUUUUAAUUUGAAAAAGUUGUACAUUACUUCUGUGAAUGGACAUAAGUGCCAUCUUCUCAGUACCAUCUUCUCCCUUCCUUAGUAAUAGAACAUGCUACCCCUUAAACCCCAAACUGCAGUUUCAUCUUUUUUAUUCAUUUAUGUUAUUUGUUAAAAAAAAAAAAAAGCUUGUACCUAUAGGAAUUACUACUAAUGGCCUCAGUGGGAUACUAAAGGCCCCACACACAAUCAAUUUUUUUUGUCAGUUAAUUGAUAUCAAUUUAUUGACAUCAAUGAAUUGAUGGAAAAAUUGACAGUGUGUGGGGGACAUUGAUAUCAAUUUAAUUGAAACAAUUUCAUUGAAUCAAUUCAUUGAGAGAUCAAAACCUCUUUGAUAUUUAUUGAUGGGUCUUCAAUAAAAUAAAUCGCAAUGUGAUACUGAGACGCGCAUUUGGAGAAAUGGCUUCUCGCAUGGUAGUAUUUUGUUUGACUAUCAUUGGCAUCACUAAAUUUAGAAGUUUGUCGUAAGAUUCGGCGUCCAUUCUGAGGAAAUUCCUGUAAUCCUCUGGCUCGUCGUCCCAUAAUUCCCUCAGCAAUCGUGUAUGUUCUAGUUCCCUUCGACAGAGAUACCAUUUCUUCGCCCACUUACUCUUCUUUCGCUUUAUAGUGUCCAGAGCAAGCACUAUUCCUAGAGCCAUAGAUGCUUUCAUCUCGAAAUCAUAAAACUGAAAAUUGAAGUAAAAUCAUUGACCAUGUGUGGGCACAGUGAUUGAGGAAAUUUUAUUGACAUCAAUAAAUUGAUAUCAAUUAAUUGACAAAAAAAUUGAUCGUGUGUGGGGGCCUUAAUGCACGUAUCUUGACUUGUAUACAUUUGACUGUUUUGUGUGAUGAUCUAUUCAGUAGCAGAAAUUUGUAUGUGAUCUAAUCCAGUGAUAAUUAUUAUAAUGAUCAGAAACUUUUCCUUUGGAAAUUCCUUGAAUUGGAGUAGUUUUCAAAAUUCUACCAUUGGAAAAAUAGGAUAGUGCCAGGAUGGAGCAUUUUCUCCUCCAUCCUGGCAUUACAAUACCUCAAAGAGUCUCUGGAGAACAUGUAAUACAUUUUUUGAGGUGAAAAAAAAAAAUAAUAAUAAUAAUAAUAAAAACAAUAAAUAUUUAUUUAUUU
This is a messenger RNA of Scylla paramamosain (green mud crab), 3412 nucleotides long. RefSeq names its product multiple inositol polyphosphate phosphatase 1-like. Bases 299 to 1675 code for a protein of 458 amino acids. The record is from RefSeq and is a predicted model, not a curated record. Gene Ontology annotation, molecular function: acid phosphatase activity; inositol phosphate phosphatase activity. Lineage: Eukaryota; Metazoa; Arthropoda; Malacostraca; Decapoda; Portunidae. The transcript is spliced from 11 exons.